UCAAAACAUAAACAAAAAGGAUAACUAAACGUGGUUGAACUUUUCGGUUUGUAAUUGAUAAGAAAUAAAUAUUUAAUACUUGAAUUCUCAGCAUUAAAUCAAGAAUUCUCAAUUUAUUGUAAAUAUUUCUUCUUGUAUUACUAAAUCAAUAUGGAUUUGAUGUUCAAUAUAACAUCAGCACCUAGCCCAGCUCCAAAAGUGAAAGAGAAACCGGCUGGAAAAUUAUUAAAACAGAAAGUUAAAGUGAAUUCAAAAAACAAGUUUAAAGAAAAUGGAAGUAAAUUUUCUUUUCAGUUUACAAAAAAUGAUAAAAUUAAAGCUGUUGUCGCAAGAAGAAGGCCAACAACUAUUUUGAAUGGUCAAAAUUUAAAAACAGAAAAAAAUGUGAUUAAUAACCAUCAAAGUUCUCAGCCUAAAAAUUAUGUGAUGCGACCUUCAUUCCCAGAAACAAAUGAAAGUUUUGAUGAGAACCAUAAGAAAAAGAAUUACGUCUUAAGGCCAAAGGAUGAUGUGGAUGAUAUAGAUUCUAAUAAUGAUAAUGUGAAUGAAACGAAAGCUCAGAACGGCGAUGAUAUCUUCUUGAAUUUAACAACUUCUGUUGAUCCUCAACUUGCUAAUAAAUCCAAUGUAAAAUUGUCAAGAACUGAAAGAAUUAAUAAGAAAAGAGAAGAUAAAUUAUCUUUUAGAAAAGAAAAGAGAAGCGGCAGAGUUCUAACUGAAGAAGAAAUAAAUGAGGGUAUUAAAAAAUUUUCCAAGUUACCUCAAAAAUCAAAAAAGAAAAAGCCUAAUAUUUGUCAGAAUAUAGAAACAAAAAUAAUAGGACAAAGAUUUGUUAAACCUAUAGUGGAAAAGAUUUUUACCGGAUGUUCUUUAGAGACUUUAAAUAUACAUCCGCAUUUGGUUAAAACUCUUGCUGAUCUUAUGAAUAUAACAGAACUAACAGCUGUUCAACAAAAAGCUAUUCCAAAAGCGUUAGAAGGCCGUGAUUUAUUGGUACGAUCACAAACAGGUUCAGGAAAAACUUUAGCAUAUGCUCUUCCAAUUGUGCAGAAAUUGCAGGAAGUAACCCCAAAGCUAACAAGAAAUUCUGGAAUUAUGGCACUUGUAAUAGUCCCGACGAGAGAAUUAGCUAUUCAAACAUAUGAAGUUUUAAUUAAAUUGCUAAAACCUUUUACAUGGAUAGUUUCUGGAUACUUGUGCGGUGGUGAAAAACGCAAAUCAGAAAAAGCUCGAUUAAGGAAAGGAAUCAAUAUUUUAGUUGGGACAAGUGGUCGUUUACUUGAUCAUUUAUUGAACACAGAUUCAUUUAAACUUGAUAAAUUAAAAUUCUUUGUACUAGAUGAAGCAGAUCGUUUGUUGGAGCUUGGGUAUGAAAAAGAUGUAUCAAAAAUUGUUCACACAAUUGAUGAACACAAGCGAAAUGCUGAAGUUGCUGACGAAUUUAGGCCUUCAAAAAGUAAAGUAGAAGAAAAACCUGACAAUCAACUACAAAGACUUUUGUUAUCUGCUACUUUAACUCCAGCUAUUCAAAAGUUAGCUGGUUUAACUUUGAAAAAUCCAAUUUUUAUUGACAACAGCGACGAGAAUGUUAUUGAUGAUGCAAAGCAAGCUAACGGAUACGCAAAUGCUUUGGAAGAAGCUGUGAAAGAUGAAAAAUUAGUUUUGCCAGAAAACCUUAGUUUAAGUUAUGUUGUUGUGCAUCCGAAGUUGAGAUUAGUUACACUUUCAGGACUUUUAGCGAAAGAAUUCUCUAACCGCAAAACAAAAGUUCUUGUAUUUUUAGCAACUACAGAAAUGGCCAAUUUUCUUCACGAUAUAUUAAAUGAGGCGUUAACAAUGCGAAUACUAGAUGAAGAAGUUGAUCCAGAUGAAGACAAUGGUGACGAUAAUCCAUUAUUAGCAGGAGUAAAAUUUUUUAAACUUCACGGUUCAAUGACACAAGUAGAGCGUGGAGCAAUUUUUAAAGAUUUCAAAAAUUGUAGUUCCGGUAUAUUAUUAACAACGGAUGUUGCGGGACGUGGUAUUGAUGUACCAGAAGUUGAUCUAGUGAUUCAAUAUUCACCGCCAUUGACGAUAUCUGAUUUUGUACACCGCGCUGGGAGAACAGCUAGGGCGGGUAAAAAAGGCAGAUCUGUUUUAUUUUUAGCAUCUGAGGAAGUUGAAUUUAUUAAAAUUUUGGAAGACAGACGAAUAAGAAUAUCGCAAGAAAUUUUAGAAAAGUGUCUUAAAAGUCUUAAAGAUGCAGAUGAUGAAGCACAUACUGUUCAAGAAGCAACAUCAAAUCUUCAACAUAAAUUUGAAGAACUGAUUGAAGAUGAUAAAGAGUUACGUAACAAAGCGUAUAAAGCUUACACAUCAUGGGUAAGAAAUUAUGCUUCAUUUCCAAAGGAACUCAAACCUAUCUUUAAUAUAAAAAAAGCUCAUAUGGGUCAUUAUGCAAAAAGUUUUGCACUUAAGGAACCACCUUCAAAAUUUGUUUCAAAAAAUUAUGCUCCCAAACCUGCAUUACCAAAUAACCGGUUGACUUAUAGUGAAAGAAAAGAUGAAAAGAAAACUGAUUCAUCAGAAACUAGAAAGAGAAAGCAUAAUUUAUCGACAACAGUGUCUAGUGGUAGUCGUUUAACUAAUUUUACAAGAGAUUCGCAAACAAAUCAAGGACCAAGAAACUUUAAAGAAAAUAAAAACAAACAUUUUGAAAAUAAAUUAGCUCAAUUAUCACAAAAAUCUUUGAUGAUGUCUGUUUCUGAAUUCGAUAGUGGGAUACCAUCAAAAAAAAGAAAAACAUGAUAAAAACUAUUUUUUUUUUCUUAAAUUAUAUGUAAAAUUUUUAAUAAUUAUUAAAUUAGUAAA
Messenger RNA from Condylostylus longicornis, 2850 nucleotides. Its product is annotated as probable ATP-dependent RNA helicase CG8611. The record is from RefSeq and is a predicted model, not a curated record. Gene Ontology annotation, biological process: ribosome biogenesis. Gene Ontology annotation, molecular function: ATP binding; nucleic acid binding. Gene Ontology annotation, cellular component: nucleus. The transcript is spliced from 6 exons. Lineage: Eukaryota; Metazoa; Arthropoda; Insecta; Diptera; Dolichopodidae. The coding region runs from base 151 to 2787 and encodes 878 amino acids.